Molecule: messenger RNA, 5801 nt
Organism: Cloeon dipterum
Lineage: Eukaryota; Metazoa; Arthropoda; Insecta; Ephemeroptera; Baetidae
Product: proton channel OtopLc-like
Exons: 10
Coding region: 59-2533 (824 amino acids)
Biological process (GO): proton transmembrane transport
Cellular component (GO): membrane
Molecular function (GO): proton channel activity
Source: RefSeq, a predicted model, not a curated record
GCCGGGGGAGAGAAGCUUUGCUCUUUAGCGGCGCGGUCGGUGUGUGUGCGUCGGUCGGAUGGCGGCCAAGGGCGGCGGCCAGCAGCGGCGGCCGCGCAGCAAGGCGGCCGCCGACGAUGACGACACGUCGUCCAACGAUCUGCCGCUGCGGCUGCGACGCGGCUCCAGCGACUCGCGCGACUCGUUCUACAUGGACUUUGACCAGGGCAUCGACUCGGACAUCGAGCAGAUGGCCGCCUCGGCCGUCACCGGUGGCCUCGCCGGCGCCGCCACCGCGGGCCUCGUCGUCGUCGUCGGCGCCGAGCUCGAGGCGGCCGUGUCGUCGGCGCGUCCGGCCUCCAUCUGCUCGUCGGGCGCCGGCUCCAGACCCUCCAGCGUCGUGCACGUCGUCGCGCACCAAAAGUCCAGCUGGAGCGGGAACGUGCAGCCGGGGGAGAGCGCACUGCUGCAUUCGCCGGCGAGCCCGAGCGGGGUGCUGGUGCCCGCCGAGGGCCCCCCGCGCCAGACUAGUCCCAUCAGCUCGACUGAUGCCCAGACGCGGACGCACUCGCGGGCCCACUCGGGGGUGCCAUCCGUCUACUCGCACCACGACCCCGAGCACCACCAGCUCAUCCUCCCCCAGAGACCCGGCUCCAACGUGGGACUUCGCAUCGUUCCGGCUGGGCAGUUGCCCCAGGUGUCAGCCGCGUACCAGCAGCACACCCCCGGCCACCCGCCCUACCCGCACCACCACCCGACCCUGUGCACUCGGUCGCUCCAGUCGGCCUCCAAGGACACCAAUCAGGGAAGCGCCACUGAUGCUUUGACGACGACCCUGUCGGCGCUGUAUGGCAAACUGUUGGUGGUCAUGGGCAUCGCUUUUCCCAUGGCCGAAGUCAUUUCCACUUACAUACCGCCCUCCUUCUACGAGGGCUUCUACCUCUACCUCUACUUUGGCAGCAUGCUCUUCCUCAUGUGCAUGUAUGCGACCGUGUUGCGACCCAAACCGACUUCUGCCAACGCCAAUGCUGCCAAGAAGAAGUCAAAAAGACGGCAGCGGAGGAAUUCCGGCACGGACUCGCCGCAGUCAGACACGGAGGGUGGCAGUUCCGUCGGCAGUUCGUCGAGUGCGGCAUCGUCGCCGACGCCGACGGCCGCGGACGAGCCACCUGACAAGGCCACGACUGAAAUUAGUGCGUUCACGCCCACGAGACAAGCGCACUACGGCAGUUUUUAUCUGCGAAUGGGCGCCGUCGCUUUCGGCAUCGGCAGCAUGAUUUACUCGGGGCUGGAGUUCGGGCAGUACUUUGAGCUGGAGCGCAACACCAAGUGCCACAACGUGCUGCUGGCCCUCACGCCCGCCACCAGGAUGGCUUUCAUCUUCAUCCAGAUGUACUUUAUCUUCCUCAACAACGAGUUGAGGGUGUACAGAUCUCGUCUGAUUGCGCGCUUUGGUUUGAUGCACAUGAUUGGCACCAAUUUGUCCGUCUGGCUGAACGUGCUCAUCCAAGAAACCAAACACGAAAUCCUUCUCUUCUACAACCCUGAGAACAAUACUCUCGCUCUCAACGCACAUCCAAAACAGCAACACAAAGCGAUGUUGCACCGGGUGGCACGCGGUUUGAAGGGUCCGCACCACAUCUACGAGUGCAGGCGGACCAACAUCAUGGGCUCGCUGGUGCAGGACGCGAGUCCCUUCCUCUUCCCGUGCACAAUCGAGUACAGCCUGAUCUGCGCGGCCAUCCUGUACGUAAUGUGGAAGAACGUGGGUCCGAAGCCGGAGCAGGCGGUCCGCGAUUCGCAACACCAGCAGCACAUCCACGCGGUUUCGCACACGGGCAGCAUCAGGCGCUCGCCGCACCACUACUCGGUCGACUGCGCCAGGGCGCACAAGGGCCUCUUCGUCGGCAUCCUCGCCCUGGUGCUCACCAUCAUCUCGCUCAUUCUCUUCUUCGUGCUCAUCAGCCGGCCUGAACUCAAGGCCCUUGCCGUCAUGGAGGUCAAUGUCUGCGAGCUGGCCCUCUACUUCGCCGCCACUGUCGCCACUCUGCUCGGCAUGCUGCAGGUGCGUGAGCUGCGUUACGACGGCAGCCGCAAUCUGGAGCUGGACAACAUCCUUCUAAUCGCGGCACAGACGGGCAUGUUCAUCUACUCAACAUUCACGGUGAUCGGCGGCCACUUCACCAUGGAGAAGAACAACGCCCUGCUGCUGAUCACGGCGGUGGCAUCGCUGACGCAGACCAUUUGCCAGACCAUGUUCAUCCUGGACGCGUCGCGGCGCAGCUGCACCACGGCGCGCCAGAUCCGACGCAAGCCCGGCCGGCAGCUGGUCACCUUCCUGUUGGUGGCCAACCUGGCCAUGUGGGCCGUCAACACGCUCGAGAAGUCGAGGGCCGAGUCGCACCCUGUGCAGCUGCACUUCUACGGCCUCUGGGCCUGGACCAUCAUCACGCAUGUCAGCAUGCCGCUCGCCAUCUUCUACCGCUUCCACUCGACCGUCUGCCUCUUUGACGUCUGGAAGCGGGCCUACAAGAUCAAGCCUGUCUAUAUGUGAAUCGAUGAAAUUUCACACUCGCAAAAGCUGGCAGAGAUUUGGGGGUUUCAAAAUGUUUUCUGGUUUUACACAAACGGUUCAGAAUUAUACGUCUUUUUAAGUGUUUAAAGAUGCCAGCAUGAGGUUUCACCUUAAAUUUGCAAGUUUUUGGUAUUUCAUGCGGGAUUUUUAUUCAAUCCUACCAAUUCUGAGCAUUCUGAAGCAAUCGAUGAAGAAACGAAUCUAAAAAUUUGUAGCAAUAUCGUUUUUCAUCGUGAUUAAGCUAAACAGAUUUCUAAAAUUAAGGCUUUUGUGUACGCAUCAGCAGAGGAUUGAAUCGAAACUUAAAGUGAAGUACCUGAUAAACUUGAAAAUGGACGGUGGUGCCACCUGUAGGAUACUUCCCCACCAAUAUCUAACUCAUAUUCCGAUAAAAUAGACACUUUCCGAUUGGAAAGUCACAAUCUAAACCUUAUUUGGAAAGUUCGGUUUAUUUCUUGUGCAAAAAAGUAAUAACCAGGAUAAAAAUUUAAUUUGGUUAAAACUGUGCCCCAAAUUUCUGCCGAUUUCAACCCAAAAAUAUUGUAAACACAUACCAAAAGUAUUAUAGCAUAUAUACGCAACACUACUUCUAUACAUACCAUAUCUCAUUUUAGAUCUCCGCACACUUUUUUACUGAUUUUUAAAAUUUUCCAACCACUUUUAAAGAUUUCUCCGAUGCUCGCCAAUAUUUUUUAUAUUGAACUUAUUGUACUUUAGGUAGAAGGAAAAAAGCAGCCGACUGACCCAGAGCUUACUCAUUCAUUGACUCCGCGCGCCCUUUGGAAAGCGAACACAAAAGCAAGCGCGCGUUUUCGAAAAGGGCAGAGGAAAUGGAAUUUCGGUACGAUCCCAGCACGCAGGGGGUGAUGAAAUUGGUCCAUUGAUCACUCAUAAAACACAUUUGGAAAGAGAGAGAGAGGAAAUGCGUUCGUUGUUCCAAGCAAGCAAGGCUGGCUUUUUGUGUGCCACAUGUGUGUGUGCCAGUGGCCCUCUUUUAAUCAUUCGAAUAAAUAGGCUGCCGCUAUAUUUGUCCCGAAGAAGGCAGCCAGCGCAGUUUCCUGCUCUCACACCCCUGGGGAGUGCAUCCCCUUUUAAUUUCUCCAGCAGUCCCUGCUCGCCGUGAGAGAGUAAGUUAUUUUUCCCGCGCGAUAUAUUGGCGUUUUUAAUGAAACUUUUGUCACUUUGGUGUAAAAAUGGAUGAAUACCGUAUACUAUAAAUACUCUUAAAAGAUACGAAAAUAGCCCCGGACAAGCGAAUGUAAUAUCUGUGUAUCAUAUAAAUAAUGGACCAAUGGGUGCGUCUCAUGUAUGAAACUUAUUCUUCUCGUGUAUAUCUCUCUCGUUAAUGACUCACGCGUUAUUUGCUCCUCGGCUUCCUGCUCCUCUCGUUUUAUGUGUGUUGAGCGACCAAAAACGACGCAGACAAUAGUAGUCAAAAAUCAAAGUUACACGUAACUGCCAUUUUCUAAAUAAAUGAAAUGCGAUUUUGGACCACUUUUGACCGCUUUCUGAUACGUAGAUAAAUUUUUAGAGCCGAGAUGGAAUGAUAUUUACUGGGGAAAAUUAUUUUUAAAUAAAUACUUAUUUAAAAAAGUGAUCCACCGACCUUUUGCAAAUUUCUUGCUAAAUAAAUUGCGGGAGAUGUAUAGAGAUGCAACCCAUGCGUGGAGUUAAUAGGAGAUGGACGCACAUUAAGGAACGUUUUGAGAGGAAAAAUAAACUUAGAAGCACAUUCUGUAUUGUGGAUUGGCUGUUUCGGCUCUCUGCAGGCCUCAUCAAGUGAUUUUCUGAGCAGAGAAAUAUAUCCAAUUCUCGUACUAAGUUUUUGUAAGACUUCCUGCGUGUAAGUUAUAUUUUUUAAAUGUAGCCCAAUGAAAUUGAAUUUAAAUACGGAGGAUUUUCACUUUGCAUAAUUAUAAAUUUGUUUUGUUUGGCUCUACAUCAAUUUAUUUGAAAAUAAAUGAAUAAAAUGGGCAGCCUUUAUAAAUUAAAUCUUUUGAAUCGAAUGUAGGAGUGAAGAUUUUCGUUUGAAAUCGGAUCGUGAAUCGCAAGAAACUUGCAAAUAGGGGUGGUUACAUCUGUUGGCAACCUGAAGUGAAUUAACUUUGAUUUGAAAAGUUAAAAUAAUCACCUCUAUACCCUCUCAAUUCUGGCAUUGAUAGGCUCUUUUUAGGAGGUAUUAAUAAAAUUUCAAUUUUUCUGUCAACAUUUCCGUUUCUUAAUGUGAAACAUUCAGUUUAUGAAAAAUUGUCAACGCCCUGUAAAUGUUGAGGCCAGCAAAGAGAAAAUUGUAAAAGAAGCAGACACUUCGUCCUGUCCCCGAACAUUAUUCAUGCAGCAGCAACAACGUUGUGUCGGUUUCAAGUUUCGCCAAGCACUUCACCUUAUUAUGCAAAUGUGCCUGGUCGUCGGUUUCGAAUUUCAACAGCUCGCACAAGGGCAUCAUUUCCGCUAAUCACCUGUUAAAAAUUCGAACCCUUUGCAUUUUUCGAGACCCCGGCCGGCACUGCUGCAUACUAUAGGAUUUUGUGUUUCUCCGCAUUUAUGCGAAUUUCCCCGGCGCAUCUUGUAAAUUUGGUCAAUAAAGCUGCCGGAGGGGAACUUGGCUCAGCGUCUUUCCUUUGCCCGGACCGAUGCGAAAUAAAAUGCUCUCCGAGUAUGUGUUCGGUGCCGGAGAGCAUGGAAUUCAUUUGCGGCCCGAAUGGCUCUUUUAUGGGAUUACGCGACGCCGAUGCUUUUAUUAAAAAUGUUAUCGUGCCGCUUUUUAAUAACGCCAGCAGCAGCAGUUCGAGAUUUUGCUGACUUUGCUCUUAUUCAAAUCAGCACUCGUUCCUCCAAAUUGCUUUUCCACGACCAAAGUGUUUUUCCUCGCAGAUAAACAGACGACAUUUCCGCAACCACCGAGACACGCGUAUUUUUGUGAAGAAUUUUUGUGGGAAUUUCAAGAGAUUUCCAGCUUGGUGUUAAAGAUCUCUGUUGCCUUUGCGUUUCAGACGAUUUGCAAUUGGACACAAUAAAAUGUUUUUUGGAAAUUUUUGUAGAAAAUGUGAGUAAUUUUGCAAUAUAAUAUAUACAACGUAAAUAAACAAUUGAAUGUUACAGCAGGUGGAUUUAAAUACAUACUUUUAUGUUUAAUCAAAAAUUGUCUCGAUUAUAUGUUGACUGUCAGUCAGCCGAUGCAGCUGCGAUGUAUAUCAAUCUAAGCCAAAAAUAAAAGUGACGCUGCAAAGCGAAUAUCUGUACACUA